AUAAGUUAUUUUGUAUUUAACUAAGUUUUUUUAGAAUCAUAAAAGGAUUUUUUUUUAUAAGAAAAAAUGACUACACUGAGACCCUUCACGUGCACCGAUUUAUUCAAAUUUAAUAACGUGAAUCUAGAUCCACUUACGGAGACAUAUGGAUUAUCCUUUUAUAUGCAAUAUUUGGCACACUGGCCGGAAUAUUUCCAAGUCGCUGAAUCACCAAGCGGUGAAAUUAUGGGCUAUAUUAUGGGAAAGGCGGAAGGUAUUGCAGAAAAUUGGCACGGUCAUGUAACAGCUCUUACCGUUUCACCUGAUCACAGAAGACUUGGUUUAGCAGCAAUGUUGAUUAAAUUUUUAGAAGAAUUAUCGGAAAAGAAACAAGCAUACUUUGUGGAUUUGUUUGUAAGAGUUAGUAACAAAGUGGCUAUUAAGAUGUAUCAGCAAUUGGGUUAUAUUGUGUACAGAGUAGUAUUAGAAUAUUAUAAUGGAGAUCCUGAUGAAAAUGCUUACGAUAUGAGAAAAGCACUUUCAAGAGAUGUGACUAAAAAAUCCGUAAUACCAUUAACUCAUCCUGUUAGACCGGAGGAAGUCGAUUAAUACUAAGAUUCAAGCAGUUUAUUUUUGCUUUUCUGUACAAUAGUACAAUAUUUCCUGCUUGUCACCGCUCAUCAUGCCUUUAUGCGCCACUUUAUGCGAAUAAAUAAUAAAUAGAAAUGUAAGAUGGUAGGCUUAGUAGAAUACUAUAGACAGCCAUCUUUGACAUACACAGGUUGAAUAAUUUUUUCAUGACGAUUGUUAUUUAAUGGCUGUCUUCUUCUUCUUCUUCUUCUUUUUCUUCUUCUUCCUCUUAUAUUGACUCUACUACAUUUAAAAACUUAAGCCUAAUAUAUGAUAUUUACAGAAUGAAUGAUUUCACUGCGUCAUGAUACAAAGGUGCUAAGCACCUACAUAAUAGUAUUUAGUUUUGCAUAUUAUAAAAAUUAAGGACAAAGUGUCGUUCUUGCAUAUCUUUGUACUGUUUCCAGUAUUUUUUCUGAGGAUCUCGAAUAAUUUAUAUAAAUCUUUAAUGCGCCAAACGAUAAGCUGUGCAUAGAUAUUAUUUAUUCAUCUAUUCUGCUCAAAGGGAUGAGGCACGAUCAUACUCAGCCUAUUUCUCAAAAUAAUAAUAUCAAAUUAUAGAAGUUUUGUACGUUAUUGUACGAUCUAAGCCCUACUUCAACUUUAUAUAUUCGCUUGUGUUUUACUAAUGAGAAGGAAGACAUUAACUAGUUACGUAGGGACACACGUUCAAGCCAUAUA
Messenger RNA from Polistes dominula (European paper wasp), 1290 nucleotides. It is a transcript of the gene Naa20A, whose product is annotated as N-alpha-acetyltransferase 20 A. Gene Ontology annotation, cellular component: NatB complex. NCBI's taxonomy places the organism in Eukaryota, Metazoa, Arthropoda, Insecta, Hymenoptera, Vespidae. Gene Ontology annotation, molecular function: protein-N-terminal amino-acid acetyltransferase activity. The record is from RefSeq and is a predicted model, not a curated record. Gene Ontology annotation, biological process: N-terminal peptidyl-methionine acetylation.